Funneliformis mosseae is the source of this 129-nucleotide messenger RNA. Lineage: Eukaryota; Fungi; Glomeromycota; Glomeromycetes; Glomerales; Glomeraceae. The record is from the annotation of a GenBank genome assembly.
AUGCGUCUGGAUCAAGAAGAAUCAAGAGUGACAAUCCCAAUUAUAGAAUCAAGAGAUGUAACCCCUGUUACGGAACCAAGAGCAGCAACUCCAAUUGAUAAGCAAGUGUUAGUAAUCGAUGAAGAACGG